Messenger RNA from Penicillium mononematosum, 996 nucleotides. RefSeq names its product ribosylnicotinamide kinase. Gene Ontology annotation, molecular function: ATP binding; kinase activity. Gene Ontology annotation, cellular component: cytoplasm. The record is from RefSeq and is a predicted model, not a curated record. Bases 1 to 996 code for a protein of 331 amino acids. The transcript has 2 exons. Lineage: Eukaryota; Fungi; Ascomycota; Eurotiomycetes; Eurotiales; Aspergillaceae.
AUGAAGCCAGUUCACGAGAAAGCCGUGGUAAUAGGGAUAUCCGGGCCCUCGAGCAGCGGCAAGACGACCCUCGCGCGGUUACUGCAGCGUGUAUUCUACGGGGUGGAUCUUAAGUCCAAGGACUCCCGUCUAAACACGUUCAUAAUCCACGAAGAUGACUUCUAUUUCCCAGACGAUAAAAUCCCCUACACAACAACCCGCUCCGGCAAAAGAAUCCAAGACUGGGACACAGCCUCCGCAAUCGACAUCCCCUUCCUCUCCCAAGCACUGAACUACGUCCGCGAAAACGGCACCCUCCCACCACGACUACAGAGCAAGGAAGACCAAAACGACGCAGCCGAUUCCGGCGUGUCAGACGAGAUCGUGCAGGAGCUGCGGGGUAUUGUUAGUUCUCGGUUGCAAAACGGAGCAAGGAAAAGCACCGAGAACCCGACUAUUGCAUUCCUAGAGGGAUUUCUGCUAUUUGCGCCUCCGUCCGAAUCCGGGGGAGAAGAACACGUCCUCCGUUCCGUGCACGACGCUAUACAUCUUCAUCUCUUCCUGCCUGCGGCGUAUGAGAUUGUUAAGGCUAGACGGGAGGGGAGGAGUGGAUAUGUGACUAUUGGGCCGGCGCCGGAACCGCCAGUGCAGAGCUCUGCGAAUGGGGGAGAUGGUGGGGAUGGAAAGGCAAGCACGGAGGUUGAUCUUGAUGCUGAGGAUGAUCGGCCACCGCAGAAUUUCUGGGUCGAUCCGCCUGGGUAUGUGGAUGAUGUUGUUUGGCCGCGGUAUGUGACGGAUCAUGCUUGGUUGUUGGUUGCUGAGGAUGGGGAUGGGGAUAGGAAGGGUGGGGACGGUGCUCUGGCGGAGGAGGAUCUUGUUCGGAGGGUUGGGGAUGGGACUAGGGUUAGGAGGGAUGUUGGGGUUGAGGUUGCUCCGGGCUGUGGGAGUGCAGGGAUGGAUGUUGUUUUGAGGUGGGCUGUUGAGUUGAUUUUGGGAUAUUAUUUGAAUCGGACGUAG